Messenger RNA from Centropristis striata (black sea bass), 2614 nucleotides. RefSeq names its product vascular endothelial growth factor C-like. The record is from RefSeq and is a predicted model, not a curated record. Gene Ontology annotation, cellular component: membrane. Lineage: Eukaryota; Metazoa; Chordata; Actinopteri; Perciformes; Serranidae. The transcript is spliced from 8 exons. Gene Ontology annotation, molecular function: chemoattractant activity; growth factor activity; vascular endothelial growth factor receptor 3 binding. Gene Ontology annotation, biological process: positive regulation of endothelial cell proliferation; positive regulation of mast cell chemotaxis; positive regulation of protein phosphorylation. Bases 88 to 1308 code for a protein of 406 amino acids.
CUUUCACUUUACAUCCAGCUUUAAAUUCACCAACUUCCUCCUCCGCUGGCCUGAUAUCUCCUCUCCUCUCCUCUCCAUCUCCUCACUAUGUGGAUACCAGCUUUGCUCCUAUGGAUUCUUAAUAUCAGCAGUUUGUGCUCAGGACAAGACUAUACAGACUAUUACCAGACUGGAGACAUGGGCACCACGGCGCCAGUAGUGUCAGAUGACCAGCCCAGUUUGGAGUCAGUGACGAGUGUGGAUCAGCUGCUGCAGCUUCUAUACCCCGAAUACAAUUUGCUUCAGCACUGCUUACAAAAGAAAUUGUGGCAUGCCUCCUCUUCCCCCUCUUUCUCCACCUCCUCCACAAGCCCUUUAGUCCACUCCAACGAUGACAAUCUGUGGGGUCAGCCGAGGGAAGAGCCCCUUUUCAAAGUAGACGGGAAUUUGGGAGUCAUCUUAGAGGAGAUCCAGCGGACCUCGUGCCAGCCCAGAGAGGCGUGUGUCGAGGUCGCCAAAGAAUACCCAGAAUCCACCAGUCAAUUCUACCUCCCUCGCUGUGUGGCGCUGCAUCGGUGCGGUGGCUGUUGCCCCAACGAGGCGUUUUACUGCACCAACACAAGUCACACGCUUGUCAACAAGACAUUGAUGGAGCUGUCCCCGCCCAGGAUGGAUCGCACCGUCAACAUGGUGACAUUUGUCAACCACACCUCGUGUGAAUGCCUCUCCAAGCGGCCGCUCCACUCCAUCAUAAGACGAGCCGCAACAGAUCACCUGUGUUCCCCACCCGAAGUUCCCUGCGCCUCCGGGUCAUUAUGGGAUCCAGUGAACUGUGUGUGUGUCUCUACUGACACCAUUAACUACUCUGAGAGAGAGACAGAGGCUGUGGACUCGGGGCUGCUGGCUCUCUGUGGUCCCAACAGGGUCCUGCACGAGGCCACCUGCGAGUGUGUUUGUCGGAACGGACUCACCGAGGACAGCUGCGAUCCAGGCUGGAAACUGGACCACAACACCUGUGAGUGUCAGUGUGAAGGCCAAGGCGAGGGGAAGUGGUGCCCCACAGGCCAGCGUUGGGACGAGGAGCUGUGUGGCUGUGUGUGUGCUGCAGAGUGCCCCGGGAAUCAACCCCUCAACCCCGACACCUGCCUCUGUCAGUGCAGAGAGAGUCCACAGUCCUGUCUGCGGCAGGGCAAGAGGUUCAACCCCAACUCCUGCAGUUGUUACAGGUUGCCUUGCAGAAAGCCCAGACGUGUGUGCCAGGCUGGUUUCUACUACAGCCACCAUGUCUGCCAGUGCAUCCCCAACUACAUGAGGCCUGAGUGGAAUUAACCAAUCCCAGGCGAGCAAGACUGCAGAUGAAGCCAUUUAUUCCCCUUCAAUAGAGGCUAAAAAGACACUUUCGGCCUGAAAACAAAAGGGCAAUAAGGGUGAAGUGUCUCUUGACGGGAGCAGGAAGGUGAACUACAAAUGUACAUGUACUGGAUUAUAACAGCAGCCUUCGGAGGACACUCAAAAAAAAAGCUUCAGAGGAGGAUGGGAGUGCUUCCCUGUGAAACAAAAAGACCAGUAAAUCCCAUAAAAGUGGAGUAAUCUCAGCAACAGAGAAAAUAAGGAGAGCGAUUUGACUCCCUGGGACUAACAACACCAAUCACACAUGCAGAAAAGCAUGAGAGCAAAGGCAGGGCGGACCAAUCAGACUCAGACGUGUUCGAGCAAGAUAUUCAACCAGCGACCUGCUGCAGAGACACCACACGUGACUGUGUGAAAUGGAAAGUGGAAUAAGAUAAUAACAGACCAGACUCCAUGCUUUAUUUCAUUUUUUUAAGAUUAAAUAAGCUGCAGGCACUUUGGCGGUCUUGAGUCAUGACAUGUUUUGGAGGUUGAAGGAUUUAUUUUGCAGAAAUCAUGUAAUGUGAUGUGGCCGGGGCCAUUUAUGGAAAUGAUGACAGUAUGUUUUGGGUCCAUUCAGAGCACCAACACUAGAUUUUAAUUUGAGUGACUAUACUGAAAGGGAAACUGACUAUUUUUUACCUAAAAGUCUAAUUUAAACUGCCAUUAUAUUUAAACAAACUGCUAUUAUAUCAUCCAGUUUCUACUUGCCUUUACUGUAGUGCUGCUCUUUAAAGAUUUCAUUCAUAUGUGGCUGAAUCUGAUCAAAAUUGACUUGGGUACAGUUCUGGAUCUUCUAGUAAUUUAACUUCACACACCGUAAUAUUAUUUGUACAUAUUUAAAUCUUUUUUUUUUUUCAUAUUUAAAAGCGAUAUUUUGAAGGUGGAAUCAUGUGUAGUUGUAAAAUACUGUAUUUAAGUCACUAUAACUGAAUAUUGUUUUGCAAUGGAACUAUUUACAUGUCUUUGAACUCCAGCAGUUUUAAUUAAUAUGGAGAAUUUUAAUUAUGUUUUUAUUUGUGCAUUUUGCCUGCACUGCAAGAUUAUUUUUUAAUAAUUAAUUUAGGCAUUACUAUACAGCUUUAAAAAAAAAUUGGGCUCAGAAAUACAGUAAAUGUUAGGAUGAAGAUCAAUUGCAAUGUAGAGAUGAUUGUAAUGUUUGUGCUAUAUGGAUGUAGAGUAAAACUGCUACUAUUAAAUAUUUAAAGUAGUUUUGAAGUAUUGAUUAAAAGCCUUGUCAGACCGA